Molecule: messenger RNA, 1951 nt
Organism: Centruroides sculpturatus (bark scorpion)
Lineage: Eukaryota; Metazoa; Arthropoda; Arachnida; Scorpiones; Buthidae
Product: tigger transposable element-derived protein 1-like
Exons: 4
Coding region: 101-1951 (616 amino acids)
Cellular component (GO): nucleus
Molecular function (GO): DNA binding
Source: RefSeq, a predicted model, not a curated record
GUAUUAUAUAUAAAUUAUAUAUAAAUUAGGUAAUGUAAGUCUAAUACAGUACUGUAAUUUUAUAAUUUUUACGUUAUCUAAAAUUUUGUCUUUAGCCAUCAUGACUUCUACCAUGGAGAAGAAUUCUAAGAGCAGAAAACGUAUAUCCUUUGAAGAAAAACUUAAAAUUUUGGAUCGGUUAAAAUCUGGUGAGAAAGUAAUGGUCAUUGCUAACGAUUUAAAAUUAAGCGGGUCAACAAUUCGAACAAUAAAAGAUAAUGAAAACAAAAUAAGGGCUAGAAUUUCCUCUGGAGCUUUAGUAAGUUUGAAUAAAACUGCUCGAGAAAGCGCAUCAGCCGACACAGAAGCAGCCGAGAGAUUCCGAGAAAAUUUUCUCAAAAUUGUAGAAGAUGGAAAUUACACUGCAGAUCAAGUAUAUAACGCCGACGAAACCUCGUUAUAUUGGAAGAAAAUGCCCGGACGCACUUACAUCUCGAAAAAUGAAAAGUCUGCUUCAGGAUUUAAGGUUUCCAAGGAUAGGAUCACUAUACUUUUAUGUUCAAACGCAUCUGGAGAUAACGUUACAAAGCCCAUGUUAAUUACCCGUUCAUUAAACCCACGAGCAAUGAAAGGAGUUGACAAAUCAACUCUUCCUGUUUUCUGGCGAGCAAAUAAAAAGGCAUGGGUAACAGGUGUUUUAUUUCGCGAUUGGUUUUACAAUUGCUUUGUGCCGGAAGUGGAAGAGUACUCAAAAAGAAAAAAUAUCAGUUUCAAGGCUUUGUUACUGGUUGAUAACGCGCCAGGACACACAGAUUUAAAUCAUCCGGCUGUUAAAUUAAUAUUUUUACCUCCCAAUACGACAUCAAUCCUACAACCACAAGACCAGGGAAUAAUUAAAUCAUUUAAAUCAUUGUAUAUACGGCACACAUUUGAACACAUUUUACAAAAUAUUGAUUGUAAUCCAAAUACUACUACAGUACCGGACUUGUGGAAAGAUUUUUCAAUUUUAAAUAGCAUUGAAAUUAUUUCGUUAUCUCUGAAGAAACUAAAAUGUUCGACUCUGAAUGCCUGUUGGGGAAAAUUAUGGCCUGAAGUUGUUAUUAGAGAAGAUCGUUUAACUUCCGUAACAACAGAAGUAAAUCGCAUAAUAAAUAUUGCCCACACUUUAGGUGGAGAGGGAUUCGUCGACAUGAACGAGGAAGAUGUUAUUGAAUUAAUUAAUACUAACCAACAGUUAGAUGAAGAAGAACUUAUGCAACUGGCAGAGUUGUCCGAAUCAAGCGGUGAAGAAGACUCAUUACAAAUUUUCUGUGAGCCAGAACAAUACUUUAAUUUAGAAAUCUUAAAUAAAGCAUUAGAAUUGGCAAAAAAUCUAGAAGAACUUUUUACGAAUAAUGAUCCAUCAACAAAGCGCUCUGAGGAAUUUAAGAAAAAAUUCAAAGAUUGUUUAGCUCCAUAUUUUAAAUUGAUUAAUAUAUAUUUCAAACAUCCUAGUACUUGUGUAAUUGCCGAUUCUUCCCAAUCUGGAAAAACCACAUUGGUGAAGAGAAUGAUUCACAACGAAAUUUAUGAAAAUCCUCCAAAGAAGAUUUUAUGGUGUUACUCCGUAUAUUUACCGUUUUUUCAAGAAGAAAAAGAUAUUACAUUUAUGUACGGCUUACCCGAAUCUGUUCAAGGAUGGGAUUUGAUAAUAAUCGAUGAUCUGAUGCACGAACUGUCUCCAAAAACAACAUUUUUGUUUUCGACAGAAUCUCAUCACUAUUUACUUACCGAUAAAAUGAAAAACGUAAAGGAAAAUUAUCAUAUGCUAGCGCUUUUAGCGAAGACUACUUCUUCCCAACGAAAAGCCAUAUUAAAAGAAGCUACUCCCAAUCAAGUAAAAGUGUUGUGUGAAAUUUGUGAUAAUUUGUGGAGAGGAAAUAUACCCACCGAUGUUCGUAAAUUACGAAAAUAUAAAGAAAUUAUUAUGUAA